CUUGUUACUAUUGUAACAGGUAUUAUCCAACAGCGGAAGAUAUGGAAACUUACAGGAAAUUCAAAGACAGACAGGCAGAGCUUGAACAUGCAGACCAAUUCAUGUUGCAGCUUUGUGAGAUUCCCCAUCUUAAAACAAGGUUGGAUGUGUUGAUGGUCAUCAAUGAACUCCCUGUUCAAUAUGAAGACCUUGCUCCGACAAUUGACAGGGUCCAUGAUGCCUGCAAGUUGCUUUGCUCCAGUGAGAAAUUUGUGUCUGUCCUGGAGCACGUUCUUGCCAUUGGAAAUUUCAUCAACAGUGGGUCAGCUCAAGGGGUUUCCAUGGGCUUCAGACUGAUUUCGUUGCCAAAGCUAGCAGAUUGCCGGGGCAGAAAUAAGUCAUGCACACUCUUAAAGUAUGUCGUUCAACAGAUCAAGAAAGACAACCCUGAACUUCUCAGCUUCAUUGAUGAAUUUAUGCCUAUGACUCGACUCUUUGAUGUGUCUGUCAAGGCCUUGGAAGCAGAAGUUGAGGUGAUGAAGCGGGACCUAAACAACGUCAAGAAGAACAUGACAGUUCUUCUUAAAGUCGAAAACCCAUCAGAAAGAGAUGUUGCAUUUUUUGAUGAUGUUGCUGCAUUUGUGGAGCAGUAUGGGCGAAAACUAGCAUCCUUGCAGAAAAAAAGUGAAGAAAUGAAAACGGCAUAUGAACGAAUGCUGGAGAGAUUUGCCGAGCCACAAGGGGUUGACUCAAGUGAUAUUUUUACUGCCAUCAGUGAUUUUGUCAAGGCUUUCAAACGGGAGAUGGAUCUUAUACAUGCUGCAGCUGGGCUUGGAAGGAGAAUGUCCAAGAUGAAGCCUCUCCAGCCAUAUCAUAAGAAAGAGGGUAGAACACACAUUGAAAGAGUAAUUGAACAGUCAUGCAGUGAUGCCGAUUCUGAGAAAAAGGUCAUGAAAGGAGGAAGUGUAGAUGAUACUUCUAAUCAUGUCGCCACCCUGAGGAAAGCAUUCAGUUCAGACGACAGCAAGCCAUACAGUAAGCAUGGGCAAGAAAUACUUAAGGGAUUUCAGAACAAAAGGCAAGACAGGAGGCCGACUUGGAAUCCAACAAAAGAAGGCUAUUUGGAAAAACUUAGCAACACCAAGACGCCGCUUACCUCUUCAUGGAAUAGACGCUUCUUUGAGCUAACAACAAAUGGUCACCUUUAUUAUAGUAAGCGGAAAAAUGAAAAAAAUGUGGAGUCGAUUUAUUUGCGAGGCGUUCCUGUGGCACUUGAAGAUGAUAAAACUUUAACUGUGCAGACUGAAGAAAGAUGUUACAAGCUUCGAGCAAAUUCCAGCAAGGAAGCGCAACAGUGGCUGGAGUGCCUUCUUUUCUACACGCACAAACCAGCCAGUGUUCCAAAACGGUCACCCACACCAAAAACAUUUGAGGUGCACUAACAAUCAUACUUACUUAUUUCAAUCAGUUUGCUAGUGAACUUUUGUUUUGUGACCAUUCUCUGGAAUUACCACAUUGUUUAAACUUAUUGAUUGUUUAUUGGUUUGGCGUGGAGUUGAGUUGUUAUUAUAUUUUAUAUAACCGACAUACAGAUCCUUGUCAUUUGAUAGGUGGAACUGACAUCACGUGACAUUCGUUAUUGCUCCCAUUCACGUCGGGGCUCAAGAAGCCCCAUUCGCCCAUGGGAAAUACUAUUCAACAGUUGGGAUCAUUCUUGUUCCAUGAUGUAUUUGUGUGCAAAUGCAUGCUGGUGUGAAAGGCUCAGCCAGCACUACAGAGUUGGGUCCAAACAUUUUCGUGAAGGGGUCGUUUGGAGAAAGAAAUACGUUUUCCAAAUAGAGCUCAGUUAAAUUACUAGUGCGCUGACAAAGUGAUUCCUGCUGGGCGUACCAUGUUUGUGCAAAUUCCUAUGGAAAACUCGAAAUUGUGUACGUAUGCUGUGCGUCAAUUUGCAUAUCUGCGUUUGUAUUCUGUACAGGUGCGUUAUUGGAGCUGAUACGCCCAAAACCGCGAAGUACGAUCAGCAAAUGAGCAUUUUAUUUUGCUCUACGCAAACAGCGCAAUACGUGCGCGUAUCAGCUGCGGGAUGAUUAACAUGACUUUAAAAAAAAACACCAUCGGUGACGAGCUUGCGCGUUGCAAUUUAGAGUACACUUUCAAUAUAAAAUCAUCUAAUUUGAUUAUGCUCUACAAACGCCCACAUGAAUUCAAAAUGUCUGCCCCCAGGAUGGCUUCAAAGCGUCUCCGCGCCCAAGAAUGAGGAGUUAGCGCUCUAGUAAUUUAAUAUAGCUCUGGUUUUCCAACCAAUCUUGUAUUGGAAUAACAUUUUAAUUUAAUGAUCUUCGCCUCGUGAAAUGGAAAAAGUCCAGAAUUUACGGAGCGAUAAAUAUUCCUCCCAUUUCACUCUGAGCCACUCGAUAUUGUAUAAUAUUGUUUUGUAAUUGUAUUUUAAAAACUUCCUGAAAUAUAUUUGUAAUGUACAUUAUAUUUUGCGUUAAUGUUAGAUUGUGUUAAUUUGUAAAGCAUAAAUAGUUAUGUGAAUUCGUCGAAAAAUCACUGAGGUCUAUAUUUCACACUACAAAUUUAACCUGUAUGUCUUUUAGGGUCGGAUUGUCACAAAUCUCUCCUCGGCAUUUAUUUCAGACAUUAUCCUCAUCGUUUUUAAAGCACAAAGCUUGUUCAAAACUAUCUGUUUUUGAAUAACUGAUUUAGAAUCUUUGGGAAGUUUAUUAAACUCUGAACUUGCCAUUAA
This is a messenger RNA of Patiria miniata (bat star), 2731 nucleotides long. RefSeq names its product formin-F-like. The record is from RefSeq and is a predicted model, not a curated record. The transcript has 9 exons. Bases 42 to 1421 code for a protein of 459 amino acids. NCBI's taxonomy places the organism in Eukaryota, Metazoa, Echinodermata, Asteroidea, Valvatida, Asterinidae.